AUGAAGCAUCUAUGGCAGCUGCCCCCAUCAUUAUUCCUCAAUUUGAUGCAUGUUUGCCUGGCUCAGGCAAAUUACGCUCCCUAUUUCUUCGACAAUGGAGCUAGCAGCACUAACGGGAACAUGGCACUUCUCAGCCUUUCGGAAGACACAGCUGUCGGUACACAUGUGUACACAUUGAACGGAACAGAUCCGGAAGGGGAUCCGGUAACCUAUGGCAUGACCUUUGAAUCUGGGUCGAGAAAGUACUUUGCUAUUGAUGAAAACUACGGAAAUGUUACACUGAUUGAAGAGCUGGACCGUGAGAGAGAAGAUGAGGUUGAAGUUGUUGUCAGCAUCUCAGAUGGCUUAAGUACAGUGGCUGAGAAAGUCAGGAUCCUUGUAACAGAUGCUAAUGACGAGAGCCCAGAAUUUACCAACACGCCAUACAUAGCCCAAGUCCUGGAGAACACACCUUCAGGAAGCAGCAUCUUGAAAAUUGAAGCCAUAGACAGAGACACCGGUUCAGGGGGGAGCAUUACCUACUUUCUGCAGAACAUCCAUACAAAUAAGUUUACUAUAGAUCGCCACAGUGGUGUCCUUCGCAUCAAAACCGGGAUCACUCUUGACUAUGAAAAAUCAAGAACUUAUUUUGUUACUGUGGUGGCAAAGGAUGGUGGUGGCAAGCUCCGUGGCAACAACAAGGUGUUCUCAGCCACAACCACUGUCACAAUCAAUGUGGAAGAUGUUCAAGACACACCUCCAAUGUUUGUCGGCACUCCCUACUAUGGAUAUGUCUAUGAGGACACUCUGGCCGGUUCUGAGGUAAUAACAGUCGCUGCUAUUGAUGGGGACCGAGGGAAGCCCAAUGACAUUCAUUACCAUCUUAUGAAUGGAAGUGAAGGCUCGUUUGAAAUAAAUAACGCGACUGGAGCCAUUUCUGUUAUUAAAAGCCCAAUUCAGCUGAAGAAAGAAGUAUAUGAACUGAAAAUUCAGGCUUCCGAAAUCAGCCCGGAGGGUGAGGCGACCGCUCACGCCUUUGCCACGGCAACCAUACGAGUUGUGGACCUCAACAACCACCCGCCGACGUUCUACGGAGAAAACGGGCCACAGAACCGAUUUGAGCUCACAAUGUACGAGCAUCCACCGGAGGGCGAGAUUCUGAGAGGCCUCAAAAUUACCGUCAAUGAUUCAGAUCAGGGGGCGAAUGCGAAAUUCAACCUCCGGCUUGUCGGGCCAGGCGGCAUUUUCCGCGUUGUCCCUCAGACUGUGCUGAAUGAAGCGCAGGUCACAAUCAUCGUAGAAAACUCUGCUGCCAUAGACUACGAAAAGUUCCAGGUGUUGACCUUCAAGCUUCUUGCAAUAGAAGUUAACACACCUGAGAAGUUCAGUUCAACAGCAGAUAUUGUGAUCCGUCUCUUGGAUACGAAUGAUAAUGUCCCAAAGUUUUCAUCUGAUUACUACAUCGCGAGGAUCCCAGAGAAUUCUCCUGGCGGCUCCAAUGUUGUGGCUGUAACGGCAACAGACCCUGAUUCAGGCCUUUGGGGUGAAAUGAAAUACUCCAUUUAUGGAACAGGUGCAGAUCUAUUCCUCAUCCAUCCAUCCACUGGGAUCAUUUACACCCAGCCAUGGGCCACGUUAGAUGCAGAAGUUACGUCCAAGUACAACUUCUAUGUGAAGGCAGAAGAUACAGAGGGGAAGUAUAGCUUGGCUGAAGUCUUCAUUACUGUGCUUGAUGUCAACGAUCACUCCCCAGAGUUCAACGAGAACAUCCAGGAAAAAACCAUGAUUAUUGGCACUCCAGUGAAAGUGGAGGCAAUAGACCAGGAUGCGGAAGAACCCAAUAACAUAGUUGACUAUUCUAUUAUGCAAGCAGAUCCUGCCAAUGUGUUUGAUAUAGACCAAAGCACCGGAGAAAUAAAACUGAAAUCCUACAUAAGAUCCUUGGACAUAAUUCACAACAUCACCAACAACAAAGACUGCAUAUGGUCGGUGGUAGUUCAAGCCAAAGAUCGGGGCUCUCCUUCAUUUAGCACCACCGCUGUCCUGAAGAUUGAUAUCACAGAAGAGACUCUUCACAAAGGGCCUAUGGCUGCCUUUUUGAUGCAAACAAAAGAUAACCCCAUGAAAGCCUUAGGAGUGCUAGCUGGUGUCAUGGGGGUGAUGGUGGCGAUCACCAUCUUAAUCUCCACCGCCAUGUUCUGGCGCAAUAAGAGAACCAACAAAAUCAUGCCCGUGAGGCGGAUCAUUAAAAAGAGGCAGAACCAACCAAGCAGGACGAUCAGGGUGGAGUGGCUGAAAUUCAAGAGGCCCAGCAACGCUGCGGAGAAGUUUGCCGUCGAAGAGGAUGCCAAGAGCCUGCAAAAUGAGAACAGCAACAACAACUUGCAGGUGCCCGUUCCUCCUCCGCCACCUGCUGCUCCAGCCCUCCCUCCAGCCCCAGCACUCAAGACUUAUGUCUCUGAAUGGAGGGUCCCCACAGUAUCCGGGUCGCUGAGUCCGAAGAUUAUGAAAAAGCAGGCGAAGAAAGGCGCUGCGGUCUGCACAUCUCACAAUGCCCUGGUGUCGGAGCUCAAGCAGAGGUUUGAGAUGAGAAAUGCGGCAAGCCCUCACAUUUAG
Molecule: messenger RNA, 2595 nt
Organism: Zootoca vivipara (common lizard)
Lineage: Eukaryota; Metazoa; Chordata; Lepidosauria; Squamata; Lacertidae
Gene: CDHR1
Product: cadherin related family member 1
Biological process (GO): cell-cell junction assembly; calcium-dependent cell-cell adhesion; cell migration
Cellular component (GO): adherens junction; catenin complex; plasma membrane
Molecular function (GO): calcium ion binding; beta-catenin binding; cadherin binding
Source: RefSeq, a predicted model, not a curated record